Messenger RNA from Cyprinodon tularosa, 1668 nucleotides. RefSeq names its product ADP-ribosylation factor-like protein 6. Gene Ontology annotation, molecular function: GTP binding; GTPase activity. Bases 625 to 1263 code for a protein of 212 amino acids. The record is from RefSeq and is a predicted model, not a curated record. Lineage: Eukaryota; Metazoa; Chordata; Actinopteri; Cyprinodontiformes; Cyprinodontidae. Gene Ontology annotation, cellular component: cytoplasm; axoneme. The transcript has 9 exons. Gene Ontology annotation, biological process: intracellular protein transport; vesicle-mediated transport; cilium assembly.
CUCAAAAUUUCAUUGUUCCUAUCAGUAUAUAUGAAACGAAAAUCGUUUGUAGUUACCAUAAGAUGGAGCUGUUGGAUCAUGGAGAUGAUUCAAACAUUUUAUGUAAAAGGUCCAAAUGUGUUGCUGUAAAAAAUAAUUAGGAAAUGUGAUAUUUUAGACCUUUGUUCAUCAUAAAGUGAUACAUCAUUUAUUUCAACCCAUGAGUCAAACUAAAUUGUAAAGCUGCACACCCCCAAAGUGGCUGCAGGUAGAGAAAGGGCUGCUUCUAUUAGAUGUUAUAUUCCUAUAACAGGAUCCAAAAGCUAAAGGGAAUUCUUCAGUGUGCUAAUGUGUAAUAAAUCAAAUGCAUCAGGAUUGGGGGCCUGCUAAGCUCCACAUUCAACAAGCAGGCCACCGGGUGGUUCACUGGAUUUAAUUCAACCUAAUAGGAUUACCUGCCACAAGCUGGCGAUGGCCAGGCAGCAUUUUAUCAAUUCACAGCAACAGCGCUGGAGCACCACUAAGGCCUAUGUUUUAUUAUUAAUGUCGCUUUAGAGAAAAUCUUCAAAUCUAACAAAUCUGAUUUCCUGAAUCUAUGGGGUAAUAUUUAAAAAAUCUAAGUGGUCUAGCAUUGAGUUGAGUGAAAUGGGGCUGCUUGAUAAACUGUCCGGCUGGCUUGGCCUAAGGAAGAAAGAAGUCAACGUUUUGUGCUUGGGGCUGGACAACAGCGGCAAAACUACAAUCAUCAACCAGCUCAAGCCAUCGAAUCAUCCCAAUCAUUUAGGUCCAUUGUCAGAAGAAUGGAAACAUGUUAGUCAGGCACAGGCUCAAGACAUAGUCCCGACGAUCGGCUUCAACAUUGAAAAGUUCAAAAGCUCCAGCCUGUCCUUCACAGUUUUUGACAUGUCUGGCCAAAACAGAUACAGAAGCUUAUGGGAGCAUUACUACAAGGAAAGCAAUGCAAUUAUAUUCGUCAUUGAUAGCAGCGACAAACUGAGAAUGGUUGUGGCAAAGGAAGAGCUCGAAACUCUUCUAAACCAUGAAGAUAUCCGCAACAAAAAGAUCCCAGUGCUGUUCUUUGCAAACAAGAUGGAUCUGCGGGAUGCUCUCUCUUCUGUCAAGGUCUCGCAAAUGUUGUGUUUGGAGAACAUCAAAGACAAGCCCUGGCACAUCUGUGCCAGCAAUGCCAUCAAAGGAGAGGGUCUGCAGGAAGGGCUGGACUGGCUGCAAGAUCAGAUUGCACAAUCAUAUCAAAACAAUGAACAAAUGAGUGACCAUGCAUGACCAGAAGACGGGGGACAAGAAAACUGGAUCCGACUUGCUUUUUAUUCAUGUCUCUUGAUGUUGUAAGCCUUAAACUUCAAUGUCAAAAAGUCAAGCAUUGAUAUUGAGCUGAACUUUUACUGAUCUAUUUACCAAUAAAAGAAGUUAUCUAAAUUGGACCGCUGAUUAUUUGAAGCAUCCCUGCAUAGAUACCUGUUAUGUAUUUACAAACAAUGUGCAUGCAAUCUGAAUCAUCAUCUGGGUUAUUUUCUGAAUAUUUUUUUUUUUUAAUCUGUUGUAGCUUUUUUCAAUUUUUUUAUUUUCUAACACAUUUUACUAAUGUAAGUCACUGAAUUACCUUGUUUGAAGCUGCUGUUGAUGCUGAAUGAUGCACAAACUGGAAAUUAAUAAAAGCUCAUCUGCUCA